GUAUACUUGUUACUGACCCAUUUUUAUUGUGAAUUUAAUAAAUAUGCUAUUACCAAUCACUCGCCUUUAAAUAUCGGCUUUGUAAACAAUUUUCUCACCAACCAUGGUGCAUUGGUGCUGAUAUAUAUUAUCAGUUUUAAUGAAUAUAUCUCUGUGUACAUGUGUUAAAAGUAAAGGGAGCUGAAGAUUUAGUAAGCUAUUUGAUUUCAUUUACAAUAGUUUUCCAAAGCAUGGUUUCGUCUCAAACGGAUCCUGUUUUUAUGCUGGAUCCUAAUAGAGACUAACGCCUGGGCAUUUAGUAAACCGAAUAAACUGAAUGAAUAAAGUUUUCAGCUUGUUUUGUUGGUUUAUGAAUCCCCUUGCUAUCUACUAUUCUUAUCAUUUUUCCUCAACUUUGUGAUGCAACACAUCACGCAGAAAAGCAUGGGACUUGUGCUUCUCCAGUGAUACGAGAUGAGUAUCAAUUUUUCCUGACAACACUCAACGUCUACUUCAAAUAUAAUGUCACAGAAGUUCUGAAUGAAGCUGGAUAUGUUCCAUCAAACUCUGAAAAGUAUCCUCUUGGCGGCAUAAAAACUGCUAUUGAGAAUGCUUUUCAUCAAUCACCUAUGAUUAUUUGUUCGGGUGAUGCUAUUGAAGAAGUUCAUUUCUGUUUCUACAAAACUUUUGAGCCUCGAGAAUGUGCUAAUUAUGGCAGCAUCAAAGAACAGGUGGAUUUGUCAAAACCCUCCUGUCCAAAUUAUGUUAGCUUGCCAGUUUACAAUUCCUUAGGUCUAAAAAAUGUUGAAGCUUUCAAGCCGAUUACGAUUUGAUAUCAGAAGCUUAGGCAGAUGCCCUGGGUUGCCGCUGAAUUGCUGGGACUAACCCCUCCGCGCCUAGAAUCUGAAGUAUUCAGCUAAAUCCUGUGAACCGUAAAAAUAAAAUCAUUGAUCAUAUGAUCGUAUUGUUCUAUCAGAAGUUCAUUCGCAGAACGAGAUAUUUAUGAUUAAAGCCGUUGGCAGCCCUGCUAGACUGUUUGCAUAUGCAGUGACUCAUUGUUGAUAACGAAUCCUACUUCUUUAUCUGCUCAUAUUUGUUGUAAUUUGAGAAAGAUAGCACAAUUGAUGCAGAAAAUAAACAGAUAGUCUGAUACUCUUCAGAUUAAUAACCUAAGCAGCAGAUCCACAAUUGAUGGAACACCAUUAGAGUUCUGUUUUUGUAUUCUACAGUGAUUUCCUUUUAACACUAUUCAUACUAUCAUAUACUCUCUCCUUCCACUCAUUUUACUAUUUUCUUAUUCAAAAUCUGUCACAUUCAAUGAAAAUGUAACAAAAUUUGUGCAAUUUACUCACUCCGUUGAUCUCAAUUUAUAUCAAUUUCUAUUUUGAAUUAUCAAACGGAUUAAGCAAAAGAUAUUCACCAACUACUUAAUAAUAUUAUAAUGAAAUUUACUUGCUCCUAUCUGAAAUACUAGCACUCGAUUGUAAGCUAUUGUGUGGAAACGUCACUAUCAGUAGCAAGUAUAAUAGAACGGAGGAAGUAUAUAGCGGCACCGCAUGCAUGUGGUUCUAAGAAGUUGUUUGGUAAAUGACUUUUUUAUUAACUUUUUGUUUUACUUUUGCCUUAUUAAUUGGUAAAAAAAACAUAUUUGGAUAGCUUAACAAAACAAAUUGCUGCAGCCAGGAUUUGAACCUGGAUUUUUUAAUCGACCAAUUACAAUUAGCUCCAGUAUGCUACUGCAGCUUCUCGUGAAGUGUUUCCUAAAUGCUUAACAUAACUUGUUGCUUUUCCAUCUUCUUCCUAUUUUCGCGAUCAACGGCGCCUUUCAAAACCCCGACAAUCGGCCGAGCUACUGUCGAUAAUUCAUUUGAAGUCAGAAGCUUUCUUUUUUCUGGACUGAUAGCAAGGCUCGCUUUUCCUUUGUUCCUAUGAAGAUCCAGAAGGCCAAUGCUGGACCGCUUACUAAUUUUGAAGUGCUCUACUUACUACGAUCUAGAGGGGCUUCAAGGGACCCUACUCGAGCUAUGUCUUUGAUAACGCCAUCUGAAUUCAAGGUUUACGAUUAUUUGGUUGAGAGUGCUGCUUGUAAUCAGACUAGAGAACGUGUCAAAAACUUUCUAGAGAAAUCAAAAGAAUAUCAACUAGCAAAAGCUGAGGUGAUAAACAUCAUCAACAUCCGGCCAACUUCUGCUGUUGAACUGGUUCCGAUCAUAGAAGAGCUGGAUGAGCGCAAACUGGAAGAGGACUUGGACAAGAUGGUGGAUAUAGUAGUUCAAGUAUUUCCACCCCAUCCAAAUGAGCAAAACGUGGAUGAGGAAGCUCCCGAGGGUGGUUCUCCAGAAAUGCCUGUCGAUGCCAAUGCAAAAGAACAAAAAGCUGGCUGAUUUUCCCUGAUGCCCUGUGCAGAUUAUUUUGAGGAGUUAGCUUUACGUUUUUCUGAGUUGAAAUUAGCUCAAAAUAGUGAAUGUACGAAUUGAAAUUAGCUCAAAAUAUCGUUGAAUUUGAGCAAAUUCGGUGUGUCUUGUUUUGUUAUGUUUCAUAUUUGUAGCAAAUGACUCUGAAUAUAUAAAUUUUGAUAAAAACCAACUAAAAUUUGCUUA
This is a messenger RNA of Amaranthus tricolor (Joseph's coat), 2579 nucleotides long. RefSeq names its product DNA-directed RNA polymerase III subunit rpc9-like. The transcript is spliced from 8 exons. Lineage: Eukaryota; Viridiplantae; Streptophyta; Magnoliopsida; Caryophyllales; Amaranthaceae. The coding region runs from base 1908 to 2363 and encodes 151 amino acids. Gene Ontology annotation, biological process: transcription initiation at RNA polymerase III promoter. Gene Ontology annotation, cellular component: RNA polymerase III complex. Gene Ontology annotation, molecular function: nucleotide binding. The record is from RefSeq and is a predicted model, not a curated record.